CGACAUCUACACCGGCGUCACUACCUGUACUACACGGACGAGCAAAACUCGCUGCUAUGGGUGUUCCUGCUCUAUUCCGGUGGCUAUCGAGGCGGUACCCGCGUAUUGUGUCGAACGUUGUCGAGGAUCACCCGGUGACGGUCGUGCGAGACGGCGUCGAGGUGACGAUUCCUGUCGAUACGUCGGGCCCCAACCCGAACGGAGAAGAGUUUGACUGCCUGUACCUCGACAUGAACGGCAUCGUCCAUCCCUGUACCCACCCCGAGGGCAAGCCCGCACCCAAGACCGAGGAGGACAUGAUGCUCGAGGUCUUCCUCUACACCGAGCGCGUCGUCGCCAUGGUCCGCCCGCGCAAGCUCCUCAUGAUGGCCAUCGACGGCGUCGCACCUCGCGCCAAGAUGAACCAGCAGCGCUCGCGUCGCUUCCGCUCGGCGCAGGAGGCCAAGGAGAAGGAGGACGACCGCCAAAGGGCCAUCCAGGAGCUCGAGUCCAUGGGCAAGGAGGUCAGCGACGAGUACCGCAACGACAAGGGCUGGGACUCGAACGCCAUCACGCCGGGCACGCCCUUCAUGGACCUCCUCGCCAAGAGCCUGCGGUACUGGGUUCGCAAGAAGCUCAACGAGGACCCUGGCUGGGCAGGGCUCGAGGUCAUCAUCUCGGACGCGUCGGUCCCCGGCGAGGGCGAGCACAAGAUCAUGGACUUCAUCCGCCGUCAGCGCGUCCAACCCUCGCACGACCCCAACACCAAGCACGUCAUCUACGGCCUCGACGCCGACCUCAUCAUGCUCUCGCUCGCGACGCACGAGCCGCACUUCAAGGUCCUGCGCGAGGACGUGUUCGCCGACGACAAGAAGAAGCGCGGCUGCCACCGCUGCGGCGAGCCCGGGCACCACUCGAGCCAGUGCACCGGCCAGGUCAAGAAGCCCGAGGCCGACCUGACGCCCAAGGGCGCCCCGAGCGUCCCCAAGCCGUUCAUCUUCCUCGACGUCGCGGUCCUGCGCGAGUACCUCGCCGUCGAGCUGUCGGCACCGACGCACUCGUUCCCGUUCUCGCUCGAGCGCGCCCUCGACGACUGGGUCUUCCUCAUCUUCUUCGUCGGCAACGACUUUUUGCCGCACCUGCCGUCGCUCGAGAUCCGCGAGGGCGCCAUCGACACGCUCAUGAACAUCUGGAAGACCAACCUCGACCGCAUGGGCGGGUACCUCACCGAGCACGGCAAGGUCCGCCUCGAGCGCGCCCAGAUCAUCCUCGAGCAGCUCGCCAUGCGCGAGGACGAAAUCUUCCGCAAACGUCGCGAGGCCGAGGAGCGCCAGGACCGCACCGAGAAGCGCCGUCGCAUCGACCGCGAGCAGCGCGAGACGCCCCAGCAGCGCUCGGCCCGCUCGAUCCAGGCGAGCGCUCCGCCCGUCAACGAGUACGUCCCGGUCAACGCCAACGGCACUGCCGCCGUCACCGCCGCCGUCACCGCCGCCGCGCCCGGCCCGGGCGGCCUCCCCACCAAGCCGCAGUGGGCGGCCGACGAGGCCAAGAAGGACGAGGACAAGGACCAGGCGGCCAAGGCGAUGACGGGCGGCAACAAGAGCAUCGUCCAGAACCGCAUGGCGCUCCGCAUGGCCAACCUGAGCGCCGCCGAGAUGAUGAAGGCGCAGCUCGCCGGCGACGAGGACCCGAGCUCGACCGACGCGCCGACCGCCGCCGCCGCCGCCGCCGGUGACGACGUCGACGACCCCGAGAUGCAGAGGGAGCAGGAGGCCGAGGAGGCGGGCCGUGCCGAGGCGGCGCGCAACGCCGACGCCGCCGCCAAGCUCAAGGCCGAGCUGCUCGCCUCGAGCGACGUCGACGUGUCGCCCCGCGGCACCAAGCGCACCGCCGACACCGACGCCGUCGAGUCGCAGGACACGACCGCCGACGAGGAGGCGGGCGAGCGCGAGGACGACGCGAGCCCACCGCCUCUCAAGCUCAUGGGCAACAACGUCGUCGAGCAGGACGACACCGUCAAGUUGUGGGAGCCCGGCUACAAGGAGCGCUACUACCGCAGCAAGUUUGGCGUCGAGCUGAGCGACGCCGAGUUCCGCAAGAAGGUCGUCAAGUGCUACGUCGAGGGUCUCUGCUGGGUCCUUGAGUACUACUACCAGGGCACGCCGUCGUGGCAGUGGUACUACCCGUACCACUUCUCGCCGUUCGCGAGCGACUUUGUCGACCUCGCGAGCCUCGACAUCAAGUUCGACAAGGGCCAGCCGUUCAAGCCCUACGAGCAGCUCAUGGGCGUCUUCCCGGCCGCAAGUCGCAUCCACCUGCCCGAGCCGUUCCAGCAGCUCAUGAUCGGCGAGGACUCGCCCAUCCUCGACUUCUACCCGGAGGAGUUCCACAUCGACAUGAACGGCAAGAAGAUGCUGUGGCAAGGCGUCGCGCUCCUGCCGUUCAUCGACCAGAAGCGCCUCCUCGAGGCGAUGGACACCAAGUACCCCGAGCUCACCGACUUUGAGCACUACCGCAACACGCUCGGCACCGACGCCAUCAUCGUCGGCAGCAAGCACCCGCUGUACGACUACCUCGAGGGCCUGUAUGGCAAGAAGAAGGCGUCCGAGCCCGUCCCGCUCGACACCAAGCGCAGCAAGGGCAUUGCCGGCGCCGUCCUUCCCGACGAGUCGGUCCCCGGCAGCACGUUCGACUCGCCGCUCCCGUCGCAGCCCGACAUCGUCAACGACGAGUCGAUCUCGGCGAGCUUCUCGUUCCCGCCGCAGAAGACGCCGCACCGCUCGGUCCUCCUUCCCGGCGCCAAGCUCGAGCGCAACGUCCUCACGCCGUACGACAAGGACCAGGUCGACAACCGCGGCGGCGCAGGUGGGCGAGGCGGGUACGGCGGCGGCGGUGGCUACGGCGGCGGUCAGGGCGGGCAGGGCGGGUACGGCAGCGGGUACAGCACGCCUGGGAGCGGGUACGGCACGCCGACCGGGUACGGCACGCCCAACGGCGGCCGCGACCCGUACGCGGGCUACAGCGGUUACCCUGGCGGCGGAGGAGGUGGCUACUGUGCGUCUCGCUCUCUCUCUCGUCGACACAAAGGCCCGCCUCAACAGCCGCCUCAGCAGGCGUACGGCGGCUACGGCCCCCCGACCGGCUACAUGGCGCCGCCGCUGCCCGGCGGGUACCGUCCUCCGCCUCCCGCCGCGUACGGCGCCGGGUACGCUCCCCCGCCGCCUCAGGCCGGUCCGGGCGGCGCUCGCUACCCCGGCCAGCCUCAGCAGCCUCCUCCUCCCGGUUAUGGUGGGUACGGAGGGUACCAGGGCGGCGGUCAGGGCCAGGGUCAGGGCGGGUACGGCGGCGGGUACGGCGGGCAGCACACGAGGUACUGAGCGCGGGCCUGCGCCGCGCUCGCACGAAGAUUUAUAGUUGCACUCUCUCUCAUCGUCCCUGUACCUGCUCGUCUGCAUCUCAAGGGUUGUUUGCACUCU
Messenger RNA from Rhodotorula graminis WP1, 3455 nucleotides. RefSeq lists its product as uncharacterized. Bases 57 to 3356 code for a protein of 1099 amino acids. NCBI's taxonomy places the organism in Eukaryota, Fungi, Basidiomycota, Microbotryomycetes, Sporidiobolales, Sporidiobolaceae. Gene Ontology annotation, cellular component: nucleus. Gene Ontology annotation, biological process: nuclear-transcribed mRNA catabolic process. The record is from RefSeq and is a predicted model, not a curated record. The transcript has 14 exons. Gene Ontology annotation, molecular function: 5'-3' RNA exonuclease activity; RNA binding; zinc ion binding.